This is a messenger RNA of Lactuca sativa (garden lettuce), 1694 nucleotides long. RefSeq names its product WUSCHEL-related homeobox 9. Gene Ontology annotation, molecular function: DNA binding; DNA-binding transcription factor activity. The record is from RefSeq and is a predicted model, not a curated record. Lineage: Eukaryota; Viridiplantae; Streptophyta; Magnoliopsida; Asterales; Asteraceae. Gene Ontology annotation, biological process: regulation of developmental process.
CUUAACUCAAAUGCAGGAGUAGGUGAGAAGUCUAUAUGGCCAUAAGAGGAGAUGUUAUAUAUGCCUAGACUUUUCAUUCUUCUUCGGUUAUAAACCAGAAAAGCUAGAGGCAAAACACAAAGAGGGUAUAGUAGGAGAUUUCUUUUUGUCUCUAACUGUAAGUGGCGAAGAGAAGUUCAUUCAUCAUCAAUCAAUACAGAAUUCAUAGCUAUAGUAAUUUAAGAUGACUUCAUCAAAUAGGCACUGGCCUAGUAUGUUCAAAUCAAAGCCCACCUACACCGCUCAUCAGGACCACCAUGGCUCGAACCAUGUUGUCACUUCUGCUCCCCACAGAUCAUCUCCUCACACUUAUGGAUGUGACGAAAGGACCCCGGAACCAAAGCCUAGAUGGAAUCCUAAACCCGAGCAAAUUCAGAUCCUUGAAUCCAUUUUCAACUCAGGAAUGAUAAACCCUCCGAGAGAUGAAAUUAAAAAAAUCCGAGCUCGACUGCAAGAGUAUGGCCAAGUCGGUGACGCCAACGUCUUCUACUGGUUCCAGAACAGGAAAUCUAGGAGCAAAAACAAGACCCGCCGCCUCCAAAAAUCACAAAGUCGCCAAGCUCAGCCUGUUUCUCCGACUGCCACCAAGGCAGCAACCACCUCUUCAUCGUCCUACUCAGACAAUUCCUCAUCCAACUCAACUGAGUUCCUUUUGCACUCCUAUUUAGGUGGUGGUGGGGGGGCUGGUUCCCACCACCAACACCAUGGACAUUUCUUUCAGGAAUCGUUCUUUUUCCCUGUGCAACAAGCAUCUCUGUCACCAACGACUGCGAGUUGCACACAAGAUUUUUUCUUUCCCGAUGUGAGCACGGUGAUUAAUCAGGAAUAUCGUCCAAGGAAUGAUAAUGGCCACACGGUUUUGAGUAGCACUAGCAUGUCGUUUACUGAUUUGAUGAUGAAUCCUCUAUAUGGAAUCCCAAAUAAGCAUUCAAAAAGCAAGGAGGAUGAAGAAGAGGAUAUUAUCAAAACGUUAACUCAUAGUACACCAUCGCCACCACCGACAGCUUCUACUUGCAUAACAGCACCACCACCACCACCUGCAGUUCCUACUUCACUUGUCCCUCCUGCUCCUACUUCAACUAUCAUUCCAUUAACUAUAAAUGAUGUUGAAGGUGAGGGAGGUGGAAUGGGGAAGUUAAUAGUGUUUAUCAACGAUGUGCCUUUUGAGGUGGCGAUUGGACCCUUUAAUGUGAAGGAGGCGUUUGGGAGUGAUGUGGUGCUCAUAGACUCCUCUGGACAUACUGUGGUGACAAACGAUUGGGGGGUCACUACCCAGUCUCUCCAGCAUGGUGCCUUUUAUUACCUCGUGCGUCUACACACAAAUGAUCAUGCUGGCGUACGUUAUUGAUUUGGUAGAUUUCUAGCUAUCCCUUCAGCAUCCUAAAUUUUGAGAAAGCCAUAUAUUACUAUAUAAAUAUGUAUCUUUUGAAUGUAGCAAGAAUUAAAAUAUACCACAAUAACAAGAAAUAAUUACUGGAAAGGAAAAACUAAAGACCACACUUACAUAAACAUUAUUUGCGAUCGGUUUAGAAGCUCUUAUCAGUUUGCCUAUAUACAGGAUCAUUAUUUAAAUCUUGGUUAUAUUAAUAGUAGCACAUGAAUGCAGUACUCUAAUGUGGUUCCUUUACAAGUUUUUUAAAUUUCUCCUCGGAGUU